AAUGUUUAGUUUUGUGCUGCGAAAUAAGCCCUCGUUAUAACUGAAAUUUAAACUCAAACAACAUUGUUUUACAUAGAAAAAACUAUAAAGGGAGCUGGUCCCUGACAAGCGAUUGUUUAUAACCAUCUUUGAGCGUUUUUCAUUGGCUGACGCCAAAAACUCUAGAAGGGGUGGCUAAAGCUCUGGAAGGGUGAUGUAGACCCCUCUAUUCACAUAAAAAAAAAAAAAUUAGGAUUAGAGCUUCCAACGACGGGACCCAAAAAUUGUACUAUAUAUGCCGAAAUGGCCAUUUUUUUCUAGUACUAUAUUGUUUCUCCUUGCUAACAUAAGAAGAAGAAAUGGGAGCAGCUACUGCCACUUCCCUUCGCGUCUUUCUGUCACUUAUUCUUUUAUCGCUAUUGCAUACUCCCACCUUUGCUACGGAGAAGCACUCUUUUGUGGUGUACAUGGGAGCUCAUUCUCACGGCAAAAGUGUCUCGCCUGUUGAUUAUGAUCGAGUGACUGAGUCACAUUAUAUGUUUCUUCAGUCAUUCUUGGCAGAGACCGAAGAGGCCAAAGAUUCCAUCUUUUACUCGUAUACAAGACACAUUAAUGGUUUUGCUGCAAUGCUUGAUGAUGAAGCAGCAGCUCAGAUAGCUAAGCAUCCCAAAGUUGUCUCGGUUUUUCUGAACAAGGCAAGAAAAUUACAUACAACGAGGUCAUGGGAAUUCAUGGGGCUCGAGGAUGGUGGUGCAAUCCUCCCCAGCUCGAUCUGGCAAAAGGCCAGAUUUGGUGAAGAUGCUAUCAUUGGCAAUCUAGAUACCGGUGUUUGGCCAGAAUCAAUGAGCUUUAGUGAUGAAGGACUAGGACCAGUUCCAUCAAAGUGGAAAGGUAUUUGCCAAAAUGAUGUUGAUCCAGGCUUCCACUGCAACAGGAAGCUAAUUGGGGCAAGAUAUUUUAACAAAGGUUAUGCUGCUUUAGUUGGAUCUCUUGAUCCAUCCUACGACUCACCACGUGAUACUGGAGGACAUGGAUCACAUACCUUAUCAACAGCUGGUGGAAGUUUUGUGCCUGGGGCAAAUGUUUUUGGUUUUGGCAAUGGGACAGCAAAAGGUGGAUCACCAAAAGCACGAGUGGCUGCCUACAAAGUUUGCUGGCCCCCCAAGGGUGAUAAUGAAUGCUGUGAUGCAGAUAUAUUAGCUGCGUUUGAUGUUGCUAUUGACGAUGGUGUAGACGUGUUGUCUGUUUCACUGGGAAAUGAUGCUGUUGGGUUUUUUAAUGAUAGUGUUGCCAUUGGUUCUUUUCAUGCUGUGAAGCAUGGUAUAUUUGUGGUCUGUUCAGCUGGAAACUCUGGACCAGAUGCUGGUACUGUUGCAAAUGUAUCACCAUGGCAAUUUACGGUUGGAGCCAGCACCAUGGAUCGCCAGUUUCCUAGUUAUGUCAGUCUUGGCAACAAGAUGCAGAUCAAGGGGGAAAGCCUUUCAAUAGAUGCAUUGCCAAGCAAGGAGUUCUAUCCAGUUAUUCUAUCUAAAGAUGCCAAAGCAUCAUAUGCAUCUGAAGAAGACGCUGAGCAUUGUAAAUCUGGAUCCCUGGAUUCUAGUGAAGUGAAGGGAAAAAUAUUGGUGUGUCUUCGAGGUGAUAAUGGGAGGGUUGACAAGGGCAAACAAGCUCUUUCAGCAGGUGCCCUGGGAAUGAUUCUUGCUAACAAUGACCUUACUGGAAAUGAAAUUGUCGCUGAUCCUCACGUGCUACCUGUCUCACAUAUCACAUACUCUGAUGGCCUUGCGGUCUACCAAUACAUCCAUUCAACCAAGUCUCCAGUGGCUUACUUAACCCGUCCAACAACUCAAUUGGGUAUCAAACCAGCUCCCCUAAUGGCUGUUUUUUCAUCAGCUGGACCAAACCCUGUAACUCCAGAGAUCCUCAAGCCUGACAUCACUGCACCAGGAGUGAGCAUAAUAGCUGCCUACAGACCGUUUCAAGAUCCGCAAUUUGACAAGAGCCAAGUUGUUUUCAAUGCAAUGUCAGGCACUUCCAUGUCAUGUCCUCAUGUGUCUGGCAUCGCUGGCCUGCUAAAAACCAUUUAUCCGACAUGGAGUCCUGCUGCAAUCAAAUCUGCAAUCAUGACAACCGCAAGAACACAAGAUAACACUAUACAUGCAAUGACCAAUGUAUCCCACUUAAAGGCAACGCCGUUCUCCUAUGGAGCAGGACACGUGGAACCAAACCGCGCUAUGGAUCCUGGACUGGUUUACGACUUAACUGUAAACGAUUACCUCACAUUUCUAUGUUCCCUUCAUUACAACCAAAGCCAGAUCACACUAUUUUCAGAGGAGCCUUAUACUUGCCCGAAACAAAUUAGUCUGACAGACUUCAAUUAUCCUUCCAUCACUGUCCCGAACCUCAAUGGCUCGAUCACAGUGACUAGAACAGUUAAGAAUGUAGGUUCACCAGGUACGUACAAAGCACGUGUAAUUAGGCCACCUGGAAUAACAGCUUCAGUUGAACCACAUAGCAUGAGAUUUGAGAGGGUAGGUGAAGAGAAGAGUUUUGAACUGACAUUGAAGAUCAAACAGAGAAAUGCAGCUAAGGAUUAUGUGUUUGGAAAGCUGAUAUGGUCAGAUGGUAAGCACUUUGUGAGGAGUCCCAUUGUGGUUAAGGCAAUAUAUGUCUAAAUUUUUUUCUGGCAGGAUGAAAAAAAGAAAAUAUAUUUCUUUUGGAUAAUUAUUAUUAGUAGAUAUUCUCUAAUGAUUUCUCAAUAUAUUCAACUCAACAUGGAAGGUUGGCAUUUUUCAUAUUCGUGUGC
Messenger RNA from Daucus carota subsp. sativus, 2785 nucleotides. RefSeq names its product subtilisin-like protease SBT5.3. The transcript has 11 exons. Gene Ontology annotation, molecular function: serine-type endopeptidase activity. Bases 339 to 2654 code for a protein of 771 amino acids. Gene Ontology annotation, biological process: proteolysis. The record is from RefSeq and is a predicted model, not a curated record. NCBI's taxonomy places the organism in Eukaryota, Viridiplantae, Streptophyta, Magnoliopsida, Apiales, Apiaceae.